This is a messenger RNA of Brassica oleracea var. oleracea, 1204 nucleotides long. RefSeq lists its product as uncharacterized. The transcript has 2 exons. The coding region runs from base 578 to 1000 and encodes 140 amino acids. NCBI's taxonomy places the organism in Eukaryota, Viridiplantae, Streptophyta, Magnoliopsida, Brassicales, Brassicaceae. Gene Ontology annotation, biological process: negative regulation of cell population proliferation. The record is from RefSeq and is a predicted model, not a curated record.
AGCACUAGCCUCUGCUCCUCACAUUUGUGCAGUGAAGUCGGCUUGUGUUUGUUGAUGUGAUUUCUCUCUCUCUCUCUCUUCCUUUCAAAAGUUAAUCAUCAGAUAGGUUUCCUCCUCAUGCUAGUUCUGUCCCUUUCCAAGUGAUUUUACAUCGACCAACUAGCUUUCUUCAUUGCAGUGUAUAUAUUCAUGCACCUCUCUCUCUGAAUAUUCUUAUCCCCAAAAUCAUCUUGCUGAUUGAUUUGUCUUCUGAAUCCUCUUGCUUCCCUUUAGAGCUUAAACCGAUUAGGGUCUUUCGUCUGUGGUUGUCUGGUUGAUUUGUUUGGGUUGUUAACAGCCGGUAGUUGCAGAUGCAGCAUCAUUAAGAUUCACAAGUGAAGUGGUUUCCUUUGUUUUCGCCUCUCCAUCCGAAAACAAAGGGUUCUUCUCGAAUGGGAAUCUUGAUGAUGCUGCAUCAGCAUAUACAUGGCUACUCGUUCUCUAAUGAAGAAAGUAAAGAUGUCUUGGCGAAAAUGUUACAACGGCUAAAAAAUACAAGAGUUGGAUCAAAAGUACCGAGAACACCCACUCUUGAUUCAUGGAUGAUAUAAAGUUGUGCAGAGUUUCCAAGAAAGAUUCCAUCUUCGAGACGACUCAUUUUUCUUCAAAAUCCGACGUUUUCAGACGAAGCUUCUCAACAAAACCUUCUUCUUCUUCAAAACCCAUAUUGCCAAGAAGUUUCUCGACAAAACCUACUUCGUAUUCUUCUUCGGAACCAAUCUUUAGACGGAGUUUCUCUGCAAAAUCCACUCCUUCGAAACCUGCGUUUCUAUCUAGAAGCGGUUCCACGAAAGUUCAAGCUGACACAUCGUCUACCAAGUGUUCCAUCUCUCGGAGCUUGUCUCAAAAAGGCGCUUCCGUGACCCGAAAGUGUUGUAAUGUGGCGAAGGAGCACAAGUCCCGGUUCUACAUCUUGAAACGCUGCGUUUUCAUGCUCGUAUGUUGGCACAAACACGCCUAAAGUUCCUUAUAGAGAUGUGUCGAAAGGUGAACCAAAAAAAAAAGAUGUGACGAAAGAAGAUUAGGUUAGUUAAUUACAAAGAAUUCACUCGUUUUAUAUUUUCGUUUUUCACCCAUCCAUUAUUAUACCUUAAUAUAAAGUAUUGUUCUAUUUACUCAGUCCGUGUUAAGUAUUGUAUUUGGUUUACUUUACAGUUUUACUUCU